This is a messenger RNA of Sphaeramia orbicularis (orbiculate cardinalfish), 1095 nucleotides long. Its product is annotated as girdin-like. NCBI's taxonomy places the organism in Eukaryota, Metazoa, Chordata, Actinopteri, Kurtiformes, Apogonidae. Bases 1 to 1095 code for a protein of 364 amino acids. The record is from RefSeq and is a predicted model, not a curated record. Gene Ontology annotation, molecular function: protein binding. The transcript has 10 exons.
AUGAGACACCACAAAUUUCCUGCUGUUUUUCUGGUUUUUCUGCUCGGUCUAAACUGGACAUGGGCUCAAGAAAAGAAUGAAAGGAAUGAUGAAGUGAAAUUAGCAGAAGAAACUGAUGUACAGCCUGAGAUUAAUGAGAACAACAUCAGCCCUGACAUCUGGGAUGAGCUGAAGGAGCUGAGAGACAUGGUGAUAAAACAAGAGGUGGAUCUGAGUUACAGCAAGAGGAAGAUAGAGAGCCUGGAGCAAGAGACAACCGCUCAAACAGCAGCUAUGUUGACCUUACAGACCAGAAUGACGGCCACGGAAAACGUGAAUGCAGCUCAGGCAGGAGAACUGUUGACCUUACUGACCAGACUGACAGCUACUGAAAGCAAAAACUCAGUAUUGGAGGCCAGAUUAAGCACCAGUGAAACUGAGGUGGAACAACUCAAGACAGAGAAUGCAGCUCAGGCAGCAGAACUGUUGACCUUACAGACCAGACUGGAGAAUGUUGAAAGUGAGAACACAGUACUGGAAAUCAGACUAAACUCCAGUGACACUAAGGUGGAAGAACUGAAGAGAGAAAAUGCAGAUCUGGUGGUGAGAAUAACAGCAAGUGAAAACAGUAUCACAGCUUUGGAAACCAGAUCAAGAUACAGUGAAACUCAAAUAGAAGAGCUAAAGAGAGAGAAUGCAGACCGUCCAAAGGUGGCGUUCUCUCUCAGUCUAACUGAUGAAAGAAUCAUCGGUCCGUUUGAUAAUGAGCUGACUCUGAAGUUCAGUAAAGUCUUCACCAACUUUGGCCUGGCCUACAAUUCAACUACAGGUAUCUUCACUGCUCCAGUGCGAGGUGUUUACUACUUAAGAUUCACUACAUGGAAACUCCCUGGAUCCGAUGAACUGCUGGGUGUUCGGGUCUAUCACAAUGACAAGAGAGUGAUGUGGAAUGAUCAAAAGGGAGACAGUCUGGUCCAAGGUAUUAUAGCAAAUGCACUGGUUCUUCAGCUGGAAAAGGGGGAUGAGGUCUACCUGACCCUACCUGCAGGUUGUUAUAUGUUUGAUAAUUAUAACAAUCAUACUACCUUCAGUGGAUUCCUGCUGUUUCCUGUGUAA